AUGCUGCAAAGGAAGCCCCCCAAGGGGCUCUUCCUCCACUUUAUGGAGCGGCGACUCCUUUCGGGGCUGCUUGACAAAGAAAAGGCCUCUAGAAUGACCGGCAGUGUCAUAAAGUUUGACCGCCGCAAGGGAUACGGUUUUAUAAGUGAGCACACGCAGGCGCGAGCGCGUUUUGCUGAGUAUGUAAGGGGACAGCCGAAUGAUGGAGGACCCGACAUCUUCGUUCACUACACGGACAUAUGCCAGGGCAGGACCUUCUCAUUAACGAGUGAGGAGAAAAAAAAGUUAAGUUGGUGCUCGAGGGUGGACAUGCCACCUCGCCAAGUAGAGUGCAACUUCGAAAAUUAUGACCCCCCUGGAAGCAAGGAGCAAAUAAAAAAAGAGUUCAAAUACUUGGUGCCAGGCGAACGGGUCAAAUUUUACGUCACGUACGAUCAGCACAGCCAUUCGACCAAGGCGACGAGUGUGGACUACCUGGACUGA
This is a messenger RNA of Plasmodium cynomolgi strain B, 483 nucleotides long. Its product is annotated as cold-shock protein. The transcript is spliced from 3 exons. Gene Ontology annotation, cellular component: cytoplasm. NCBI's taxonomy places the organism in Eukaryota, Apicomplexa, Aconoidasida, Haemosporida, Plasmodiidae. The coding region runs from base 1 to 483 and encodes 160 amino acids. Gene Ontology annotation, molecular function: mRNA 3'-UTR binding. The record is from RefSeq and is a predicted model, not a curated record. Gene Ontology annotation, biological process: regulation of mRNA stability.